GAAUUUUGACACAUCUGUGUAUUGUGCAUUUAGUUGAUGCCUUCAGAGAUGUGUGGAUGUGUAGCAGGUAGGAGCGCAACGGCUCGCCCGAGGACACCUCAGUAGGACACAAAGUUUUGGACCGGCACACUCGCUGCUUCGCUAUAUCUCCAUACGGACGUGAGAAAGGGCGCAGCUGCUGAAACACCUCCAGCACCUUAAGCAAGGUCGUGGUUUGGACACAUGACCCGGCGCACUCGCCCAUAAAAGCCUGUCUUCGGCCCUGACGCUCCCACACUGCUGGUCACGAUGAGGGUGCUGCUCGCAUUCGCCGCGCUGUUUGUGGCCGUUCUCGGCAAGGAGACGUUUGAGGGGCAUCAGGUGCUUCGCAUUGUGCCAAAGGAUGAGGUCCAGCUGUCUCUGAUCAAGGACCUGGAAGACAUGAUCGAGUUCGAGCUGGACUUCUGGAAGGGUGUGACUGAAGUGGCCUCUCCUGUGGACGUCAGAGUUCCCCUCCACAGCCUGCAGUCCAUCAAAAUUUACCUGGAGACUCAGGACAUUUUGUACUCCAUCAUGAUCGAAGACCUGCAGGUGAUGCUGGACGAGGAGCAGGAGGAGAUAGAUUCCGCUGCUCGUGUGGCCGAGCCCAGAAACACUGACAACUUCGACUUCUCCAGGUACCACACGAUCAGCGAGAUCUACAGCUUCCAGGACAUGCUGGUGGCCGAGAAUCCCAACCUGGUCAGCAAGAUAGUGAUCGGUCAGAGCUACGAGGGCCGUCCCCUCAAUGUGCUCAAGUUCAGCACUGGUGGAACCAACCGUCCCGCCAUCUGGAUGGACACUGGAAUCCACUCCAGAGAGUGGGUCACUCAGGCCAGCGGCACCUGGUUCGCCAAGAAGAUUGUGUCCGAUUAUGGGAGUGACCCUGCUCUGACCGCCAUCCUCAACAAGAUGGACAUCUUCCUGGAGAUUGUGACCAACCCUGAUGGCUACUAUUUCACCCACAACAGCAACCGUAUGUGGCGUAAGACCAGGAAGCCCAACCCUGGCUCCAAGUGUGUCGGAGUCGAUCCAAACAGGAACUGGGAUGCUGGUUUUGGAGGGCCUGGUGCCAGCAGCAACCCCUGCUCAGAGACCUACCAUGGACCCCAGGCUAACUCGGAGCCUGAGGUCAAGUCCAUCGUGGACUUUGUGAAGUCCCAUGGCAACAUCAAGGCCUUCAUCUCCAUCCAUUCCUACUCUCAGAUGCUCCUGUACCCUUACGGCUACACCAGGACUCCGGCAAAGGACAAGGCCGAGCUGCACGCUCUGGCCAAGAAGGCUAUCACUGACCUGGCUUCCCUGUAUGGUACUAGGUACAGAUAUGGCAGCAUCGUCAGCACCAUCUACCAAGCCAGUGGUGGCACCAUUGACUGGACCUACAACCAGGGCAUCAAGUACUCCUACACCUUUGAGCUGAGGGACACAGGUCGGUACGGCUUCAUCCUGCCAGCCAACCAGAUCAUCCCCACCGCCAAUGAGACUUGGCUGGCUCUGAUGGCCAUCAUGGAUCACACCUACAAGAACCCGUACUAAAAACGUGUGUGAGUGUGUGUGUGUGUGUCAAAGUGGAAAACCCCCUGGCGAGGCCAUUGUGGGCAACUGUCACCUUUAAAACGUCAUCUUCACGACUAAUAUCACCAUUGUCGUCAUCAUACUCCAUGACUCUUUAGAUGUUACGAAAACCACAAUGUGUACAUUCAAAUAUACACAUAAAUCAACAAACCAGAAAACUGCAGUUUCUAGUUUCUUUAUGAUCUGAAAGUGUUUUAAUUCAGAGCAUGUUACACACUUUUUUUUCUGCAUUUCUCGCCUCUGUCUGCAUCACCUCCACCUCCUUCAAAUCUCUCAUUACAUCAUUGCAUCAUCAACCAGUCUUUACCUGUUUUUUUUUUGUGUUUUUAAGAGAUAUCUUAGUAUACAUCAAUUUGGGUGAAGCACAUUAUUCCUGUAUGUUUGAUCCCAGUUAACUUGUCUCAUUCUGAUCCUGCCACUUUUCACACAAAUCUCAUUUCAAUCUUAAAUUAUAUAUAUAUAUAAAAUCUCCCACAUUGGGUGGAAGAAUAUAAAUUGUAUUGGGAACCUGACCUCACUUUAGGCUAAGUCACUGUGGAUACAAUCAUAAGCUACAUGCCUAAAAGUGUAAUUAGAAAAACGUUUCAAGUUCCACCUGUUUCUUUUCCCCUUUUUUAAAAAAAUUCAAAUUUUCCUAUUUUUACGUAAGCAGAUGUGAUCGGCAGGAAGUAAGAGGUGGUUACAGUGAUCCUAUAGUAAACUGCUGAAUUAGAAGAGUCCCUCUCUUAAAAGUGGGUUUUCCAGGUGGUGUUCAUUUUAAUAUUCAUCAUUUCAGCUCCUAUACAGCAAACAAUCAUACGCUUUAUUCGUACGCAUUAAUUUAAAAACAAAAUCAUUUGAUAAGCUGCUGAAAGUCAGUUAAGCCUGAUGAUGAAAGCACAAUAUUAAUCACAAAAAAUGGAGAAGUCCAUAUUUUAUUUAAAUGCACUUCACGGGAGGCUGUGUGAGCGUAUUCAGUGGAACAAGUCCCUAACAUACCAACAAAACAAAAGGCCACAAAUGAACAAUACUGUUUUUCAAAUGCAUCUGGGGGAUCUGAAGUGCUGCUUGUAAUUUUGCUACAGGCGUGACAAAACGCCCAUUUCCUUCCUUUAGCCACACUGCAAUAUUGUGAUAAGCGCAAGCGCACGUCCAUCUGUGUGAAGCCCCCAAUCAAUCGGUUAGUGUGAUCACAACGUAUUGUACUUUGAUCGUCAUACACAGGCAAAAAAAAAAAAAAAAAAAAAAAGUCACAGUAACAUUAGUGUACAAGUGUAUAAAGGCUGUCGGUGCACCGUCGGUUAAGGAACUACAACAACACAUCAUGACAGUAUGAAGCAUAUUACAAAAAUACAGCACAACUUUUCUUGUUUUUACACAAUGGAUCAAGCUCGGCGACAUUAUUUGUACAUACAUCACACCUCAUUAAGUACAGAAAUUCCCAGCAUAUACUUCAUGUCAUGUCAACAUUCAAUCAUUGUGUCUGCAGCAAUAAAACUGUAACUCUUUCAGGGGUUCCAUUUAUUUCGUGGCUGUCGUACCAAUGGAACUAAA
Molecule: messenger RNA, 3126 nt
Organism: Xiphias gladius (swordfish)
Lineage: Eukaryota; Metazoa; Chordata; Actinopteri; Istiophoriformes; Xiphiidae
Product: carboxypeptidase A1-like
Exons: 12
Coding region: 289-1554 (421 amino acids)
Biological process (GO): proteolysis
Molecular function (GO): metallocarboxypeptidase activity; zinc ion binding
Source: RefSeq, a predicted model, not a curated record